Messenger RNA from Polychytrium aggregatum, 6678 nucleotides. RefSeq lists its product as uncharacterized. NCBI's taxonomy places the organism in Eukaryota, Fungi, Chytridiomycota, Chytridiomycetes, Polychytriales. The coding region runs from base 1 to 6678 and encodes 2225 amino acids. The record is from RefSeq and is a predicted model, not a curated record. Gene Ontology annotation, biological process: protein retention in Golgi apparatus; mitochondrion organization; late endosome to vacuole transport. The transcript is spliced from 18 exons. Gene Ontology annotation, cellular component: extrinsic component of membrane.
AUGCAUAUUCGCUCGUUUUGUGCACCCCCGCCUCCUUUAAAUCAGGUUCUGGGCGACUAUGUGGAUAACCUCGAGACCAAGCAGCUCAACAUCGGCAUCUGGUCAGGAAAUGUUAUUCUGAACAACCUGAAGCUCAGACGCGAGGCACUCGACAAAUUCAAUCUCCCCAUCGACAUUACCGAAGGUUAUCUUGGCCGCCUGACGCUCUCCAUCCCAUGGAGUGAUCUGACCAACAAGCCUGUCCACAUCAGCAUCGACCAAGUCUAUCUCAUUGCCAAGCCAAAGGCCGAUACCGCAUAUGACGAGGUCCUCGAGGACGAGCGAGCCCAGAAGCUCAAGCAAGACAGGCUCGCGACUGCCGAGAUGGUCGUCGAUGCAAGCUCUGGACCCGGUGAGCAUCUCAUGCAAGAGGACCAAUCGUUCCUGACCCAGUUGACCCAGAAGAUCGUCGACAAUAUCCAAGUCCAAAUCAAAAACAUCCACGUUCGCUUCGAGGACUCGGUCAGCAGCAAGGUCAGAACUCCGUUUGCUGUAGGAAUCACGCUCUCGGAACUAUCCAUCACUUCAACCAACACCGAGUGGGUCCCUGCGUUCAUUCAGUCCGAGAACGGCCUCGUCCACAAGUUGAUGAAGCUUGAGCAGCUGGCUGUCUACUGGAAUACCAAGCUGGAGUCGCUGGAGGGAUAUGACCAAAAGACAGCCAUGCUCUACUUCCUCAGCCAGAUUUCCCACAAGGACGAUUUGACCCAACAUCAGUAUAUCCUCAAGCCCGUCUCGGGUGUCGGCAAGCUCAAAAUGCACAAGAAGUAUGUUCCCGGGAAGCCGUUGUACGAUGCCGACAUCGAAUUCGACAAGUUGGCCUUCAAUCUCGACGACGACCAGUACCACUGUUUGCUGGCGUUGUUGGCUUCAUUUUCGCUGUAUAUCAAAUCGCAAAAGUAUCGCUCUCUCCGUCCCCCGCCCGGGGUCAGACCCAAGGACAAUCCCAGAGCUUGGCUUGAGUAUGCAGGACAAUCCGUCCUCCGAGAGGUCCACGAAAAGCACCGAAAGAUGACCUGGGCAUACUUUGAAGAGCGUCGGGAUGACCGCAAGGAGUACAUUGAGCAUUACAAGAAGAUGAGAAUCGGAUCAAUCACUGCCGAUGAGCGCAUUCGACUCUCAGAUCUGGAGCGCAAGCUUGAUUACACCGACAUCAAGUUCUACCGUACCAUCGCACGUUCGCAGCUCAAGAAAGAACAGAGCCUGGUCAAGCCGGUUGUCGUAGAUCAAGAGAGUGCCCCCACUCCCGCCGCAGCUUCGCAAACCUGGGUCGGCUGGCUGUUUGGCGCAUCGGCGACCGAAGCCAAGGCCGAGGAAGCACCGCAGCUCACCGAGAUUGAUAUGGAGCAGAUCAAGGAGACAAUUGAGUUUGAUCCCGAGAUGACCUUGCCGUCAGACCUGCCCAACGAUGCUGUCUAUUGCAAAAUCAAAUGGCAGCUCGAGUCCGGCUCGUUCACACUGCUUCGGAACGACGAGAAAAUCCGACAAGAGUUGAUCUCUGUUGCCUUCCAGAAGCUUGCGGCAAGCUUGGUCGCUUAUCCCAAAUCAUAUCUGGGCGAGAUGAAGGUCCAAGACAUGACGUCGACGGAUAACACAACCCCAGACAAUCUCUAUUCGUCCAUCAUCAAGCGAUCGCCCAGAGCGUAUACUCUGCUGGAGCUCGGGUUUUGGUCAUCGCGAUCCUUCGCCGUCCAGCUCAUGUGGCAGCGCCAUCAAAUCGAUACCGAACAACCCUUCUUCAACAUGAAAUUUGAGCUCAACCCUCUCGAUGAACGCGCCGACAAAGCCAUCGAGAUCCGCAUGCUCCCCCUCGAGGUCGUUUACAAUCCUGUGGCCAUCAGCGCUCUGGUCUCGUUUUUCACGCCUCCAGAGGAAGACAUCGACACAGCCAAUACGCUGCUGGCUGUUGCUCAAGAUACCUUGCAGGGCAUGGCCUCACAGACUCGUGCCGGCCUGGAAUACCUUCUUGAAACACGCCAGACACUCGAGCUCAAGGUUGAUCUGGAAGCCCCGUACCUCUUUGUUCCGGAAAACUGCACAGACAAGAACGGCUAUGUUCUCUUGGUCAAUAUGGGCCACUUGUACGUCGAAAGCGAUCUUGUUUCCAAAGAGAAGAAGAAGCAGCUGCAGGCCAAGCAAGGCACAAAACUCUCUCCAAAGGACUUGGAGACGCUUCGAUCGCUGCUCUACGAUCGCUUCAAGUGCCAGCUGAAUGACGUCCAGUUCCUCGUUGGAGUCUCGGCCGAGGACUGUCGAGCGCAUGCCCAGAACAGCUUGUGCAGCGAUGUCCACUUUGUCGAGCGCGUUGACAUGGAGUUCUGCUUCGAGAGCUGCAUCAUUCCUGGGCAGAACGACCUGCCCCAAACCAAGAUCUCGGGAAAGCUGCCCAGGCUCCACCUCAACUUUUCUGAUCGAAAGUACAAGGUGGUGAUGCGUCUCCUCGACACCAUCUUUGGAGCCAAGCCGCAGUCAAAGACCUCCUCGCGGUCGGUGUCGCUGCUCAACAUCAAGCCCAUGUCCAUUGACUGGCGCGCCCUGUCCUCGGAUAACAUGGUUGAGGAGGAGUUCUUUGAUGCAGAGGAAAUGCCCAGCGAAGCUACCGGCGCCAAUCAGCCCGACAGAAAGCUGAUCGACUUUCAGUUCGAGAUCACCCACGCCUCUGCCUCGGUGAAAAAGUCCAAUGUGAACCGCAACCUGGAAGACCAGCCUCUGGCCGAUCUUGUGAUCAAGGGCCUGUCUCUCAAGUUUGUUUCUCGGCCAUUUGACAUGAAUCUAGACGUCAACAUCAAGGAGCUGCUGAUCGAGGACAAGCUCCAGCCACAGUCGUCGCCCUUCCCGAACCUGCUCAGCACCUCCAAGCGCGAACAGGAUGGCUUCAUCGAGCACUUUGUUGCGGUGAGCUACGCCAGCGUCAAUCCCAGCUCGCCGUACUACAAGGGCGAGAGCCAGAUAGUUCGCAUCGACUUUGCCAGCGCCGAUUUCGUCCUCACGCGCUCGAGCGUGCUGUCGCUGUACGACUAUAUCCUCACCACCUUUGCGGGCAACAACCGCUCGCCUUCGAGUGAAUCGCUUGGACCGAGCAAGUCUGAGGUCGUGCCGGAUCUCUCGGCCAUCACAAGCGGGCUGGAGGAGGUUGCUCGGCGAACCACCAGCCAGACAGGCGCGCUCAUUGUCAAGAUCCGUGUCAAGGGAUUCAAUGUCAUCAUGAACCAGGACGAGCGGCGCCUGGCAUCGAUUUACUUUGGCUCGGGUCUGCUGGCCGUGACCCUGAAGGACAAUGAGCUGGCGGUCAAGGGCCAGCUUGGCAAAAUGAGUGUCUUUGACGACCUCGAGCACCCCGAUCCGCACUAUCCCUACCGCCAGCUUCUGAGCAUCGAAGGUGACCAGGUGGCCGACUUUGCCUACCAGACCUACAGCCCCAGCUCGCCCACCUAUCCAGGCCACGACCAGUAUCUUCGUCUGCGCACUGGGUCGCUGAAGCUGACGUUUGUGGAAGCGUCGCUCAAUGGUAUUCUGGCUUAUCUACAAGAGUUCCAACGCAUGCAUGUCUACGAAACAGCGCGAAAGGCCGCAAUCGAGACCGCCGUCAAGCAAAUGGAGACCGUUGGCCGAUUCUGCUACGACGUCCAGAUCCAAACCCCGAUCGUCAUCUUGCCGGAUGUCACAUUCAAGACUCGCGAUACGGUGACCAUGUACCUCGGCGCGAUCUCCGCCAAGAACUCGUACACCGAGGCUCUGCCCGGGACCAUAGCGAACCAGCUGGUUGCCAGCGUCAGCUCCAUGCGGCUCGAGUCGAGCUUCAUCUAUGCCGAACACGCCCCCCAGGUCUUGCCCAUCAUCGACAACGUCACCAUUUCCAUCAACCUGGACAGUCUCACAUCCACAAACAAGCGUGUCCCCGACAACAGCAUCUGCGUCGAUGUCUCUGAAGUCAAGCUCAGACUGACGACACAACAAUAUGAGUUCCUGCUGGAUCUGAGCACCUCGGUCAUGCGCUUCCUCGGCUCCGUCUCUGGCAGUGCCCCCGACCAGCAGCUUUCAGCCAAUGAUCGCUCCGUUCCAGCCGCUGAUGGCUCCGAGACAAACCGCAACGCCUCUGCAAAGGCAUCUUUGGAGGCCGUGGUGAAGAUGCCCUCGCUCUUCCUGGAGAUCUUCCACGACACCGACUACAGCCGCCCCGCUGCUGUGUCGCAGACCACGCUGGCACGCUUCUCUGUCGAUCAGCUCUCGCUUCAGUACGCCACCAAGGCAGACUCGUCCAUGGCUGUCGAGCUCCGAGUCAAGUCAAUCUCGCUGGAGGACACCCGACCAGACUCCCAGUCACUCUUCCGCAACGUCAUCCCCGUCUCGGCGGCCGACAAGGACGUGCUCUUGGUCAGCUACGAGGUCAGCUCCGCGGGUCAGAAGAACGUCCUCGUCACGGUGGACUCGCCCAAGUUUAUUCUUGCACUGGACCAUCUCUUUGCGAUGCGCAGCUUCGCCGUGGCGCCAAAGUCGCUGAGCGCUAGUUCGGCUGUGGAAAAGGCUGAGGCCGAGGCUGAGACUGAGGCUGCAGCAAUCGCCGAGGUCCCUGAUCAGGGCCAGUCGCUCACGUACCGCAUCGCGCUGGUGGACAUGGAGAUGACUCUGGUGCAGGACCCCACCGUCGCCCACAGCGAGGCUAUCCUCCUCUGCGGGAAGCAUUUGGUGCUCUCGUACGACACGGUGCUGGUGCUCAGCGUCAAGGAGCUCGGAAUGUUCUUCUGUGCCAUGGACAAGCGCGCAGAGACGACGCUGCGCUUCAUCCAGAACUUUGACCUUGCCCUCAACAUGGACGAGCGCAUCACAUCGCCGGGCCACAAGAUGACCAACCUGAUGAUCAACGUCACGCCUCUUAUUCUUAGAGUAUCUUACAAGGACAUGGCGCUCAUCACCGACAUCAGCAACACGUUCACGAAGCUUUCGACCCAGAGCACAGGCGCCAAGGCGCUUGAUGCGCCUGUUGUGCGUCCAACUACGCCGACCACGCCCCACUAUAUCAUGUGCCGCGAGCGUCUGCAGCUGAUCACCCAGGGCUUUCAUUUGGUUCUGAUCGAUGACUUGACCGACCUCCACUUGCCCAUGUUCGACGCAAGCUUCGACGAUGUGUAUGUGGAGCUGUUUGACUGGUCUUCGAUGCCGCGACUUGACGCCGGGCUUCUGCUGAAGGUCAACUACUUCAACCUCAAGAACUCGCACUGGGAGCCUCUUGUCGAACCGUGGCAGUGCAGUCUCCAUGUGAUGCACCCUGAGAGCAAGCAUCUGUCGGUCGAGUUUGUGUCCCGCAAGAAGCUCGACGUCAAUAUCAGCCACGUCUUUUGCGAGACCGUGAUGAGCACCAUGGCACUGCUCAAGAAGAACCAGGACCGCAAUCUGGCCACAAGACGGGAUAUCCACGCCCCGUACCUGCUCAGAAACCGCACGGGAUAUAGCAUUUUCAUCUGGAGCGAAGCCCAGGCCGACACUUCGGGCACACAAAUCCAUACGCUCGGCAAUAACGACGACAUGCCCUGGCGCUUCGAGGAGUGGCGAGCGACUCGCGAGAGCACCAUGCCGGUGCCAAACAAGCUCUCGGUGCAGAUCAAUGGCCCGUCGUGGGAGAGCCUCAAGAACAUCACGGUCGACACCGAAGGCGUGGUAACGUAUCUGCUGCGGCCCAUGAUCAAUCAGAUCACCCAUCGCUUCGUUUGUGAUGUGCGCCUCAAGGACAAUAUCAAGAUUGUCACCUUCCGCUCGGUCACCGUCGUCCAGAACGAAACCAAUCUCCCACUGGAGCUUAUGGUGGUCAACUCCAAGAAGCAGAUGACCUCAGGCAUCUACAACAUGGAGCCCGGACAGGAGUGCUUCAUCCCGAUCGAGGCUUCGUACUGCGACUCCAUCAUGAUCCGCCCACACGAGGGCUUUGGCUACAAAUGGUCGACCGAGCGGCUGUACUGGCGCGAUCUGCAGCGCGACCGCUUUUUCCCUCUCGUCGAGUGCCCGUCAUACGACGUGUCCACUCCCGUGUUCCGAUUCCAAGUCAACACGAUCUUCCACAGCCGAAGCUCCGGGUAUCCCAUGAUGACGAUCAAGCUCUUGCCGCCGUUCCUGCUCGAGAACCUGCUGCCCUACAACUUCAAGUACGUCAUCGUCGACAAGCACGGCCAGCAGGAGCACCGCGACCAACUGACCCGCGGAGAGGCGGCAUACAUCCACACAGUCAACCCAACGCACGUCCUGGUGUUGGCCAUCGAGAUCCCGGGUACGCCCUAUGGACGAAGCGAGGUCGCUGUCAUUUGCCACAGCGACACGAGCUUCCGCGACGAGACAUUGCAGCUGAGUGACGCCGACGGCCGACAGCUGCGGCUUCGAAUCAAGUACAGCGACAAGCCCGAACGCGGCGGCCGCAAGGUCACGAUCUACAGUCCCUAUGUGCUGAUCAACCAGACAGGUCUGGAUCUGAUCUUUUCUUCGCGAAGUUUGAUGAGCAGCAGCGGUAAUGUAACGUCCACUACUGGGACGUUGGGGCAAGACGGGGAGGGAGGGGGUACAAGACAAGACAGGACGGGGCAGAACAGGGCGGUGCUAGGCUACUCUAGCGGACGGGUGAGCUCGGGGAGCACUUACGUUUAUUCACGAUAA